AUGUCUUCGCGUCUGAGUCCGAAAAAUUCGGAACUGACCGCGUUAGAACAGAGAGGUUACGUGAUCGGCAAGAAGAUCGGUCAAGGCUCUUACGCGACUGUGCACAUCGCCGAUUAUUUCGGCGCACCAUCGAACAAUUCGGGGAACUCGAGUCAAGUGAAGAAGAUGCGUUUGGCAUGCAAGAUAUUCGACAAGGAGAAGGCGCCCAAGGACUUUUUGGAGAAGUUCUUUCCUCGAGAACUGGAAAUACUGAUGAAGAUCGAGAACCCGCACAUCAUCCAGGUGCACAGCAUCUUGAAACGUGGUCCGAGGGUGUUUAUAUUCAUGAGAUACGCCGAAAACGGCGACCUGUUGGACUUUAUCAAAAAGAACGGCGUCGUUCCCGAAUCGCAGGCCCGAGUGUGGUUCCGUCAGAUGGCGAGCGGCUUACAUUACUUGCACAACAAGAACAUCGCGCAUCGCGACCUCAAGUGCGAAAACGUGCUCUUGUCGAAACGGUACAACGUCAAGUUGGCCGAUUUCGGCUUCGCCCGCUUCUGCUCCGACUCGGAGAACAAACGCACCUUGUCGCAGACGUAUUGCGGUUCUGCGGCCUAUGCGGCGCCGGAAGUCGUCCGGGGGACCCCGUACAAUCCGAAGAUGGCCGACGUUUGGUCCCUGGGCGUCAUCCUGUUCAUAGUGUUGAACGCCUCCAUGCCGUUCGACGACGCGAACCUGAGAAAGCUGCUGAAGGAUCAGAUGACCAAAAACUGGGUGUUCAGGUCUCGCGUCAAAGACAGAGUGUCUCCGAUCGCCAAGUCAUUGGUUCGUCAACUCCUCGAACCCGAUCUGACGCUUCGACUUACCCUGGACCGCGUCGUCCAACACGAAUGGCUGAAACAGACGAAGAAACCGAGACUGAUGGAGAAGGAAGGGAUCGUGGCCGGUGAUUUUCAGUCGCCGGAGAACAAGAGGAGCGAGAUGCGCAUCGGGAUGGACGCUUGAUUUGAUUUUCAUCCACCUUUUCAUUUAUUUCAUUUUUCUUAUUUCUGGGGUAAAUUUUAGUGAAGUUGGGCUUCGACAGUUUGAAUGAUAGAUUUGAUUGAUUGAUUGAUUGAUUGAUUGCUGAAUUUGUCAUGCGGUAAAUACACACCUUUAUAAAAGUUGAAUUUGUUUUAGUUGUAAUUGUCAAAAGUGACUUUUGUCAUUUUCAAGUUUGGAACGUUAAAAUUAAUAAAAAAAUUAUCCAGUAGAGAACAUUGAAUAUGGCAGACGACGACGAACGCGAAUCGGGCAGCGAAUACGACGAACUGAACGAAGAACAAGAGCCCGAAACGGAAGGAGAACUCGAAGAAGAGGAAGAAGAACAUUCCGUUUGCGACGAUUGCAACGGAGGACCGGGUGUCUUCGGAGCGAUCGUCGAUUGCGUUAGAAUGGUAUACACGACCAAGUACUACUGGGACAUUUUCAAAAGCACGCUCAUUUUCAUGUUGGCCUGGAAAAUGACGAGGGAAUCCAGGAAGAUGGUGAUACCGCUCAAGUAUCACGUGCCAUUCAAUAAUAUGUUUUGAUUUCGAUUGGAACCUUUAGAAAAUUUUCACACAGGAUGUUUUUUCUGUAUAAUAAUAAUAAUAA
This is a messenger RNA of Aethina tumida (small hive beetle), 1614 nucleotides long. RefSeq names its product testis-specific serine/threonine-protein kinase 3. Gene Ontology annotation, molecular function: protein serine/threonine kinase activity; ATP binding. The coding region runs from base 1 to 984 and encodes 327 amino acids. Gene Ontology annotation, biological process: protein phosphorylation; cellular response to glucose starvation; intracellular signal transduction. The transcript has 3 exons. Lineage: Eukaryota; Metazoa; Arthropoda; Insecta; Coleoptera; Nitidulidae. The record is from RefSeq and is a predicted model, not a curated record.